This is a messenger RNA of Racocetra persica, 1684 nucleotides long. NCBI's taxonomy places the organism in Eukaryota, Fungi, Glomeromycota, Glomeromycetes, Diversisporales, Gigasporaceae. The record is from the annotation of a GenBank genome assembly.
ACCGCGAGUUAAAAAUGACCCUAGAACAGCGACCGUGCCACCACCUUCGUAUUUGCGCAAUAAAUCCACUUCCGGUUCGAAUAGGCCUCGCGUCGCUCGAAUUAAUACAUCUAGUUUAUCAGAUAAAGAAAAGGCUAGGUCUGACGACGGUUUUUUUUCUGACUCUGAUAAAGAUAGCAGUCAGAGUAAUAAAUCUGCAAAUUCGAAUAUAAGUGUACAGAGUGGCAUGAGCUUUCUUACUAAGACUCCUUCAAUCAUGUCUGAUGCUAUAAUACGUGUACGACCAAAAUCUUCUCUCGGAACUUCAUCUGAAAAAUCUAAUCUUGAUCUCGCGAAUCGUCAAUCACAACAAGCUGAUGAGGCAAGAAAGAAUAGAAAGAUAGCUGAUUUGGAAAUCUCUAUAAAAUCUUUAAUGACGAUAAAUGCCGAAUUGGAUGAAACAAAUAAAAAGCAAGCUGCUGAAAUAAUAGAAUUGAAAAGAAUGCUUAGAACGGACUUGGCAGAAAUCGAAAAAGAUAACGAUGUUCGGUUUAAACGAAUAUGUCUCCUUAUAGAUGAAUUACUUCGAGAUGCACAGGAAGCCCUCGAGUGUUCGGCAAAAGACAUUGGAACUAAAGUUUUACCUAAUGCACAAUUAGAUACAAGUUGUAACGAAUCAGAUACUCCAAACGAGGACCUCUUGAAUGAAUCAAUAGAACAUUAUGAUGAGAUAUUAACGCAGUCAUCACAUUCAAAUACAUCUAUAGAAUCUAAAAAUCUGGAUGCAAAGUUGGAGGAAUUAGAAAACAAAUCUAUCAACACUAUAUCAUCCAAAAAGUCAAAAAAAUCAAAGACGCGAAGUAAUAUUGAUACAUCAAUUUCAACGAAUCCAAAAUUAAAAAUAAAAACUUCAGUGAAUCAAAUUAUUGUGGAUCCAAAAUUAAAAUCACAACAUUCGACGGAUCCUAAAUUAAAAUAUUCUCAAAACACUCCAACUUCGGUAGACCCGAAGCUAAAAAAUUCUUCAAAAAUAAUUUCUGAAAGAAAAACAACGCAAUCAAAAUCUAUUAUUUGUGAAAAUGGUGGACGUGUCCGAGAAGUUAUUAAAGAACUUUUGAUCCUUGCAAAGCAAGAUACUGCGAAGCAAGAUCCUGUAAAUAAUAAAAAACCUACGCCACAACCUUUCGAACGAAAAGGUCUUGGAUUAUUACUCUCCAUUCAAGAUGGGCAGAAUGGGAUUAUACCGCAUAAUACUUAUAAUACCUAUAAUACUGUUACUAACAAUAAUGUUGAUACAUCACCUACUUCUUCUACAAUAAUGCUGUUAUACGAGCUUCAAGAAUUAUUGGGGAUAGGUGACGCUGAAUCGUCAAAGUUUACGAACGAAUACCGUAAAAGUUGUCCGGUGAUUUCUUCUAGUAGAAUUCAUUUUCAAAUUGAUGCGCCAAACGAAGACGGCGUAGUUGAUGAAAGAGAUGGUUCAAGAGCUCAAUUAAAUAACUCUACUGAAAGAGCGCGAGUUAUUCGUCGUCGAUCUUCGCCGAAUUUCAGAACUCCAUCUCCGAAUAAAUCUGAUGAUACUUUCAACACGCCUAGGGCGAAGAGUAACGUUGAGUCAAACUCACAUCCACAUGGUUCUGAUGUUGUUAAACCUUCGUUAUGGGCUUCAUCGUUAGGCUUUUUAACGCCUUGGAAAUUGGAAUAG